AUGAAGACGCCGAGUAGCCCUGAUGCCAAAGUCAAAAAGACUCCUGUUUCUGCAAGUAAGGGUCCAAAGAAAGUCGAUGUCAGUCUUCCCGGGCCCUCCCCCAAACGAGCUCGACGCGACUCUGAGGAGUCUAUCAAGCCACCUAAGGUCAAGAAAUCGUCCAUGGCCGCUGUAGAGUCUCCAAUCGACAAUGUUAUGGAACACUCCGAGAAAGACCAUAAAGCUUCGGUAUCCGCAAAGAAACCAUCGCGCGCCAGACGCGAUUCAAACGAAUCUGUACGAUCUGUCAAACAACCCAAGGCCAAGACAGCCCCGGGAUCGUGCUCAGGAACACCUGCUGCCAGCUCACCUAAUGAAACCAACCAACCAUCCGACGAACUUGGUGUUUUCAAGAAACCCGAGUCUAUUAGGAAGCCAAAGUCGAAAGGGAAAGCUAUGGCAGCAGAAGAUGACUUCGAUGACUCAAUCUCCAUCGCUGAUUCUACCGUCAGCACUACUAAGACGCGACGCAACGAAAGCGAACGUAUUGAAUAUUUUAAGAACCAAGCCGAGUGCGGAAAGUUAGAACCGCACUCCGCAGAAUGUAUAAUAUGCAACAAGGUUGUAAACCUUGGUCGCAAACAAACUUACGCUGUCCGGCCUUGGGAGAUCCAUAGAGCACGCUGUGAUAAAAAGGCAGCUGAAGCUAUUCCGACGACCCCUGAACGUGCGGAUGCGUCCCCCGAUGUUGAAGAGGCUGUUGCGACCACCAUACUGUCCCCUGCCUUCGACCCGAUGGCUGCUCGUCGUCCCAGCGAGGCUGACAGGAAAGAAUACCUUGAAGCAGAUAAGCAGAUUAGUGAACUCGAGAAGCACCGAGCAUGUUGUAAUAAAUGCCAUAAAUGGAUCGACCUUUCUCCAACACAGCCGUACGCCACUGGCAAUUGGGUGAAGCAUAAGAUUAGGUGCUCUGACGCUAUCCCGAGUAACCGGGUCGCUGCAGCAAAGCGAAAAUUACUCAUUGUGAACGACAAGCAGGUCAAAUCGUUUACCCCUCACAAGAUUGAUUGUGCUUUCUGUGGUGGCACUGUUCCCCUCGAAGGAGAAGGAGACUUCAAUCUUACAUGCUGGGAUGAACAUAAGGAAAAGUGUACCAAAUCCGUGCCUGUUUCUAGGAGCGAUAACAUCAAUUCUAUCGCAUUUCCCUCUCGUUUCUCAAGGCCCCCUCAUUCUUCAACAUCUACGGACGGCAGUUUGGCCGUAGACGCUGCUUUAGGCUCGGCCUCGGGUAUCAAGCGUCCCCGUCAGGAUUCUGAGGUUGCCUUAGACGAAGAAACACGGGCCUCGGCACGCCCAAGGACAUCUGCAUACAUCCCUCCCGACAUUGAACCUCCCAGCUCUAUCCUGGGCUGGUUUAUGCUUCCAUUUCAUUCCUUUGUCCGCGGCUUCAAGGAGAGUUUGAAGGACAAAUCUUAA
Molecule: messenger RNA, 1455 nt
Organism: Psilocybe cubensis
Lineage: Eukaryota; Fungi; Basidiomycota; Agaricomycetes; Agaricales; Agrocybaceae
Exons: 7
Coding region: 1-1455 (484 amino acids)
Source: RefSeq, a predicted model, not a curated record